Molecule: messenger RNA, 431 nt
Organism: Scomber scombrus (Atlantic mackerel)
Lineage: Eukaryota; Metazoa; Chordata; Actinopteri; Scombriformes; Scombridae
Gene: pfn1
Product: profilin 1
Biological process (GO): positive regulation of actin filament bundle assembly; actin cytoskeleton organization; regulation of actin filament polymerization
Cellular component (GO): cytoplasm
Molecular function (GO): actin binding
Source: RefSeq, a predicted model, not a curated record
GCGGCAGAGAUUAAGCGGCUGGCUAGUGACAGGAAGGACUUCGGCCAGAACGGUCCUGUCAUCGCAGGCACCAAGUGCAGGUUGAUCCGAGACAACAUGGACAUUGAAGGCCUGUUCUGCAUGGACCUGAAGACCUCGGCAGACGAAGGAGGAAACACCUUCAAUAUUUGCGUCGGCAAGAGCAUCAAAGCGAUAGUCAUCGCUAAGGGAAAAAAGGAUACGAAUGGCGGCCAGGUUUCUACGAAAGUGUUUUCGAUUGUCGAAUACCUGCGGAAGGCGGGCUAUUAAGACAAGAUGGCCGCCGUCCUCCUGCACCCACCGAACAAGAUGGCUGCCACCCUCAAGAAAGUGGCCACUGUUUUUAGCUUUUUUUAGUUUUGUAUCAUUUUGACCUUCCUUCAGGGAUAAAUAAAAAAGUGUUUAAACUUUGA